AUGGAACCGAGAAGCGCCAAUGGACCAUCGAGAAGCUAUGAGCAUGACAUUAUCGGUUGGUUUGAGGACGUAUCAGAGAGAGCCGGCCACGUUCAGACCGAGACUCUUCGCCGAAUUCUUGAGCUCAACUGGGGUGUGGAGUAUCUCAACAAAUGGUUAGGGGAUAUCAAUAUUCGAGAUAUGGAUGCAAGUGCAUUGGAAUCUCUUUACACUUCUUUGGUGCCUAUUGCUUCCCAUGCAGAUUUAGAGCCUUACAUUAGCAGAAUUGCAGAAGGCGAUACUGUUCCUUUGCUCACUCAACAACCUAUAACACUUCUCUCCUUAAGCUCUGGAACCACAGAAGGAAGGCAGAAGUUUGUUCCUUUCACUGACCAUAGUGCCCGAACAACUCUUCAGAUUUUCAGCUUGGCUGCAGCCUACAGAUCAAGGGUUUAUCCAAUAAGGGAAGGAGGAAGGAUCCUUGAGUUCAUAUACAGCAGUAAACAAUUCAAAACGAAAGGAGGAUUGACAGUAGGAACAGCUACAACCCAUUAUUAUGCAAGUGAAGAGUUUAAGAUUAAGCAAGAAAAAACAAAGUGCUUCACUUGCAGCCCAGAAGAAGUCAUUUCUGGUGGAGACUACAAGCAAUCUACUUAUUGUCAUCUUCUCCUUGGCCUCUUCUUCUGUGACGAAGUAGAGUUUGUAGCCUCUACCUUUUCUUAUAGCAUAGUUCAAGCCUUUAGAGCAUUUGAAGAUGUUUGGAGAGAAAUAUGCAAUGACAUUAAACAAGGCACUCUUAGCGAAAGGAUCAACUUGCCGAAGAUAAGAAAAGCUGUGUUGGCUAUCAUCUCUCCAAAUCCAAACUUAGCUUCAAAGAUAGAAGAAAGCUGCAAGGAAUUGGAAACUCGAAACUGGCUUGGUUUGAUUCCUAAGCUUUGGCCAAAUGCCAAGUAUGUUUACUCCAUAAUGACAGGCUCAAUGCUUCCUUACUUACAAAAACUAAGGCAUUAUUCUGGGGGCUUGCCAUUAGUAAGUGCUGAUUAUGGAUCGACUGAGAGUUGGAUUGGAGCUAAUAUCGAUCCUUAUUUGCCUCCUGAAGAUGUUACUUUUGCAGUAAUACCAACUUUUUCAUAUUUUGAGUUCAUGCCACUUUAUAGAGAGAAUCAAGAUUGCUGUAGUUCAGCCAUUGAUGACUUCAUUGAAGAUGAGCCAGUGCCAAUCUCAAAGCUUAAGGUUGGACAAGAAUAUGAGAUUGUCCUCACUACUUUUACUGGGCUUUAUAGAUGCAGGCUAGGGGAUGUGGUGGAAGUGGCUGGUUUUCACAAAGGGACACCAAAAUUGAACUUUAUAUGCAGGAGAAAGCUAAUUUUAACCAUAAACAUUGACAAGAACACUGAAAAAGAUUUGCAAAUAGUGGUGGAGAAGGGGUCUCAGCUGCUCAUGAGCAGGGCUAGAGCAGAGCUUGUGGAUUUUACUAGCCAUGCAGAGGUAGAAACACAGCCAGGUCACUACAUAAUUUACUGGGAAAUCAAAGGAGAAGUUGAGGAAGAGCUUCUUGGUUAG
Dovyalis caffra is the source of this 1542-nucleotide messenger RNA. The record is from the annotation of a GenBank genome assembly. Lineage: Eukaryota; Viridiplantae; Streptophyta; Magnoliopsida; Malpighiales; Salicaceae.